AUGGCCGAACGGGAAGCUUCUCAGGCUUUGCGGAAUUGGAUAGCCUCGAUGGGGCAAGCUUUCCGGAGGCUUGAGCCUCCGUCUGCCGGAAGCAAGAAGCUUUCAAGUUCCAUCGUGUUCUUCGACUUUGAUCUGACACUAACCGUCGUCCACGUUUUCAAGUCUCUUGCUGGAUGGGUGGAUGCCCAAGUGUGCAUGCUGGCCAUGCGUGGCAUUGUCGUCUCGGAGCCACAUGCAUUGACCGAGCGGGGUCAGCUUCGUCGUUUGGCAGAGCUGGGCCCUGCGUGGAUUGUGCAGGCUUUUGGCGGAUUCAGCCGUGUAGCAGCGAUUCGCAAGAUGCUCGAUGGCCUUCUCUCCAGUGGCUGCAGAAUCAUCCUGGUAACGCGCGGAUACGUCGGCGUAGCGCGAAAGUGCCUGGCAGAAGUUGGCUUACUGGACUGCUUCGAAGCACUCUAUGGAAACAUCGGCGUAGCAUACGGUGCUCGAACAGCCUACGACCAAGAAACAGAGGCCAGUGGCAGUGGAGCCUCAGAGGAAGUCGACCGAUUGUGGAGCUUGUUGGGCAGAUGGCGGGAAGGUGAGUGGGAUUCCAAAACGGAAAUUGUCCAUCGCUACAAGCAUAUGCACAAUCUGACCGGUGAGCAGGUGCUGUUCGUGGAUGAUGAUGUCCAAGAGCUGACUCCGCUCCGACACUCAGCCUUGACGGUGCAUGCAAAGGGAAGGAGCGGUAUGGCAGCCUGUGACAUGCUGGAAGUGGCACAUCUUCUGGAUCUCGGCUCAACUUGCUGGGCACAGUCGUGCUACGAGUUCUGGCAAGCUUUGCGGGAUCCACUAGCCAGCAAGCCAUUCGCCAUCACAGUCUUCAAUCGUAAGCAUCUGCCUAUUCGCUUAUCACGGCACAUUCAAAUGCUGGAAGCCGAGUUUGCAGAGCGGAAGAGCUCGCUACGCCGUUUCACGCUGCUGAGGAGGGAGCCGCACCUUUUCUUGUCAAUUGCACAGGACGCUUAUGUGAAGCAGGUGAGUCUCACGGGCAAGACUCACGUCACAUCCUUUGCACCGUUGAUCCAGGGAAUGCGUGAGCAGCUCGGAGUGGGAUGCCCUCUUGAUGGAUCGUUCGGCGACUUAGAGAGAUUGACUUCUCCAUUUGGCCCCGGCGACGUCGAUGAGUCAAGUACGCUCGCUCAAGAUUCGGCUUUCGAGGCCGUCAGCGUAACUGGCAAUCAUCUGUACCAGGAACCUGCAAGCAAGCCUUUACCAGAGGAACCUGUGAAGACCCUAACGUCUCUGGUGCGCAUGUUCCAGCAGACGUUGCUUGGGCUUUGCCCCAUUACUCUGGCAACAGCUGGCAGGCAUAGGAAUACGAUAUGCUGCCACGAAGUCGAGGGGUUACCAGAGGAGGCUGUCUGGUGCAGAUACCCGAAGAUCAAGCACAUCGGGGCAGGGCACUUUGGCGAGGUCUUUCAGGCGAGAGAGCUCUCGAGCGGCCGCCAGGUUGCAGUAAAACACCUGGAGCGCUUGGAUCCGGAGGAGGAGGGGGCAGGAGAUGAGGUGAGCGUGCUCCGUGCGUUGGCUCACCCGAACCUGCUGCGUGUUUUUGAGGUCGUGAAGUUUCCGCGUGAGGUGCUCAUUGUCACGGAGCUGGCACCUGGUGGCACCCUGUCGACGUAUGCUGCGGAACGCGACGGCGGGCCAUGGAUUGCAGGAGCCAUGCAGCAGAUCGUGAGUGCUGUGGCCUACUGUCACCGGCAGUUUGUCCUGCACGGCGACCUGAAGCCCGAAAACGUCCUCAUCGGCGGUGUUCGACCUGACGGUUCGCCCUUCUGCAUAGUGUGCGACUUCGGGCAUACGACGGUCUGCAUAGGCUCUGCGCUCGUCGCAGCUCCGGGCGAUCCACGGUACAUUGCACCGGAGGUCAUUGCCAAAGAGAACCUCUCCUCCAAGAGCGAUGUCUACAUGUUGGGUGUCACAGCCUUUGAGCUACUCACCGGUUGGCUUCCGUUUUUCAACCUGCGGUCGACUUCACUGCCCAUGUGCUACCAGCAGCUUAGCCGCGGGGGUGUCCAAGAGCGCAUCCUGUCGGAGAAAGGUUUGGACUGGCGUGACCUCGAUAGAAUCAAGGCCGCAUGCCCGCUUCCUGUGCAGCAGGUCGUACUGGACAUGAUGGCAAGGCAUGCUCACCAGCGACCUGAAGCUAUCGAAGUUCUCAGAACAUCGUGGCUGCAAGAUGCGCAUGGUCCUUGCAAGAGCGCCUACGAUGCAAUGCUGAAGGCUGAUGCCAACAAUGGCUGGGGACUCUGGAUUCCUCAACACCCGCACUUUGAGCUGCGGCUGAAAGAGCGCGCCGGUCUGAGCUGGACUUAUCGGAUGCUUCUGAGUCUCCUCGGCUCCGGGCUUCGCUCCGAAGCGCUCCUGGGUGCAAGACUGCUCUUCAGACGCAUGGAUGAAGGAGGAAACGGGCAGUUGAACAAGAAGCAAUUCUGCAAGGCAGCCUUGGCUGCUGGAUUGAGUCUGGAAGUCGCAGAGUCCUUGUUUGCUGCGGGAGAUUUGCAUUCGCAGAGCUAUCUAGACUUCAAGAACGUGGUGAUGCUGUUCUUGGACCUUGACGCAUUUAGUACCGAGGAGAUGUUGGAUGAACUGCGCUUUUUGGUCACUCGGAUUCAUGGCCCUCACUGCCGAUCCAAACGUGACAGCGACAGCUCUUCCUACCACGGCUCUCGGGCUCGUGGGGAGGAGGAGGACAGCCUUGAGAACAACUCGGUAAUGUUCAAGUUGAGUGACUUGCAGAUGAUGCUCCAUGCGAGGCCUGAUGCCAGAAUGGAGCAAUGGGUGCAAAAUCUGCAAGCCGGACUGGGGCCAGGUGAUCACAGCUUCACUGCUGAGCUUCUUUACAAACUGCUUCAGACAGAUUGCUUCGAACAGAGAGGUGUGGAACCGUGCCCAUCUGCUUCAUGA
This is a messenger RNA of Symbiodinium sp. CCMP2456, 2952 nucleotides long. NCBI's taxonomy places the organism in Eukaryota, Dinophyceae, Suessiales, Symbiodiniaceae. The record is from the annotation of a GenBank genome assembly.